AUGUCCAAGGCAUUGUUCGUGUGUCUGACGGUGCUAACUGCCGGCGAACGUCUCGGCGAGAACUCCGCCCUGGAGCCGGAGGUAUACAAGCCCUUGCCAACGCUUUGCAGUUAUGGUGCGGUGAUUGACCUCCAAGGAGUGUACCAAGUCCUCCAAGACGUUGUGAUCACGGUGACCCGAGGGUGCAAGCUGCAGGGAGUUGCUAAAGGUGCAAUCAUCCUUCUGCAUGCACACCUCACCUUCGAAGAAACAGGUUCUGAUGAUGAACCAAUUUCUCUCGUUGGUGCCAUACGCUUCGUGGGGAAGAAAUCCUUCAAGCAAGCGUGUGUGACUGUCAAUGGCCAUCUCAUAAUUGGUGGUGAUGAUUGGGAUCCGGAUGCCAACGUCGAAUUCGUCAGUUGCCACAACAAGGGCACGACGUCUUAUGGCGGGGCGCUGCACGUAGUGAACGGCUUGACCGUGCGAUCUGGCUUUCUCACGAUCCGGGACAGCAGCAGCUCGGCAGGUGGUGGAGGUCUUUACAUUCACAACGAUGGGCUUCAUCAACGGGGUGGGAAGAUCCUGUUGCAGAACUGUGGAUCGGAUGGCCAUGGCGGAGGCCUCUACGCCGGCACAGCCGGUGGCUUGCAGCAGGAUGCUGGUGACAUCAGCUGUGUAGGGUGCACUGCAGCUCAGCAUGGGGGAUGCCUAGACAUCGAUGGCAUUGCACGAAUCGGCGGUUCCAUCUACGCGGAGAAGUGUUUCGCUGGCUCAGGCGGUGCUGUCUAUGUGUCCGGCGAGUUGGUUUCCUGGGGUCUCCUGGAGCUGGCUGGCUGCAGAGCCAAAGCAGGCGGCGGUGGGGGGCUCCUGGUUAAGUCCGACUUCACCCAACAUAACGGCAGCAUGAAGUUUCGGUCAUGCGCUGCCUCCGAAGAUGGAGGUGCGAUGGAUCUUGGCAAAAACAUGUAUGCAUCGGGCACUAUGGCGUUCUACGCAUGCCGCGCAGAUGGCGAUGGCGGGGCCAUCAAUCUCCAAGACGACCUCCAGCAAGCAGGUACUGGAAACAUGAGCUUCGCCUCUUGCGCUGCGCGCCGGGGAGGUGCAGUGGCCGUUCGCCGACUCGAAACAUCUGGCAUCGUGAAGUUCAAAGAUUGUCAUGCGGCAGAUUCAGGUGGUGCCGCUGUCGUGGAGACCGACUUCGCUCAAAAAGCCGGCCGCAUGGAGUUUGAGUCAUGCACUGCCGGAAAAUCAGGAGGGGCUGCGGUUAUCCGUGGUGAUCUUGUUUCUGACGGCCAGUGCAGCGUCACGGCUUGCCGCGCAGAAGAAGGCUCUGUCCUCGAGGUCUUGGGCGACAUUACAGUCCAGGAAUUUCCGGCAGAUUGCCCAGAUGGAGAGAAGAACUUGACAGGAAUGUUUCUGGUCGACUGGCUGCCGAGCCUUGAUGGAAACUGCAAAGUUAGGGGCACAGGUGCUACAGUCCUUCUCAAAGAACCUCUGGUUUUUGAAGGAGCUGUUGAGUUCCUCGGGCUGAUCACCUUCAUUGGACUGUCACCGAUGGAACAAGCUUGCGUGACUGUGCACGGCUCCGUCACCAUUGGUGGCUCGGAUGAAGCUGACAUCCUGUUCGCAGACUGCCACAACGAGGACAACACGUCUGCUGGUGGAGCGCUCCAUAUCGCGCAGGGCCUCACUGUCGUCUCUGGUGCUUUGGAGAUUGUGCAGAGCAGUAGCCUCAAAGGUGGUGGAGGGAUCUAUGUCAACAACGGCAGUCUCCACCAAAUGGGUGGCAGCAUCAAGAUGAACACCUCCAAUUCAGAAGAAUUUGGGGGAGGCCUCUUGAUCAACAACGGCAGUCUCGUCCAGGCAGAUGGACAGAUCAGCUGCCACAAGUGUUCCGCAAAGCGUGGUGGAUGCCUGGCACUGAAUGGGGUCAACUACAGCUUGCAGACGAAUGGCUCCAUCGAAGCGGAGGACUGCACGGCUGAUGCAGGUGGUGCACUGCACAUCGCUGCGGGGAAUUUGACUUCAUUUGGCCGGAUCAUUUUCAGCCGCUGCCAUGCUCAGGAAGGGCCAGGUGGUGCUGCCUGGGUGCGGGGCACCAUCUUUCAAAGGAGAGGCAGCAUGACGUUCGCAUCGUGCACGGCAGGUAGCAGAGGUGGCGGGGUGGAGGCGACGGGCAGCUUCGUGCAAGAGGGAGGAUCUCUUUCCUGCCAAGCCUGCAAUAGUCAACGUGGAGGUGGUUGUAUGCACGUUGUCGACAAGUUCGUCCAGUCCAAGGGCGGCUCCGCCAACUUCAAAGCUUGCAACGCAUCCGGUAACGGAGGCGCUUUGAGCAUCGAGAAGGGUGUCUACUUGGGUGGCAACAGCACCUUUCAGGACUGCAGCUCCACCGGCCAUGACGGUGGCUGCGUUCACACCAUGGGCCAUGUGGAGUUUCAGGGCUCUGCCAUGUUUACAGGCUGUGAAGCUGCUCGAGAUGGUGGUGCCGUGUCGGCCCGAAGUGCGGAGAGCGGUGCGCGCAUCACCUUCGACAGCUGCCGGGCAGCAUGGAGCGGCGGUGGCCUGUACCUCGAAGCGUUUCGUCAGACAGGCGGCUCGGUGACGUUCGCAUUCUGUCGGACAAAUAUCGGCAGCGGAGGAGGUCUGUACCUGCGAGGGGACUUCCGGCAAGAUGGUGGGCAUACCGGCUUCGACCGUUGUGAGGCAGACGACGGCCAGGGUGGCGGCCUGUGUAUCGAAAAAGGCUCAUUAAUACAGAAGGCUGGGACCCUGGACAUCGAAUCGUGCAAAGCAGGCAGCGCAGGUGGGGGAGGAGCCGUGGAGUUUAACGUCGUUCAGCACGGGGGCAAGCUUUCGGUUGCAAACUGCUACAGCAAAACGGAUGGAGGCUGUUUGCACAUUGGCGGCAACUUUACGCAGGAGUCCCGUGGCGUGGCUCAUUUUUCUGUUUGCCGCGCCCAGCUCGGGGGUGGUUGCCUUGGCGUAAAGCAGUCCGUCCACGUUGAGGGCUCCACUUCGUUCCAGUCGUGCAAAGCUGCUGGAGAAACCAGAGGAAGCCUUGUACCAGACAUACCAGGUGGAGGUGGAUUGCUUGUUCAUGGCGACUUCUUCCAGAAUGGAGGAGCCAUCCGGUUCGUAAGCUGCAUGGCUGCCAAGGGCUGUGGCGGCGGACUGCAAGUCCUUGAUGGGAACCUCACAGCUGCGUCUGGGGACAUGUUUUUUUUGCAAUGCUGGGCGCAAGGUGCUGGCGGUGCAUAUGUAAAAGAAGGCCAUGUUCACACACAGGCCCAUGCAACGAUGCGCUUUAAAAGUUGCACAGCAAGCCGUGGUGCGAGUGGUGGAGGUAUGGGCCUUCAGCUUGGAAGCCUCUUCCAGCACGGUGGUCACAUCAGGUUCUCCAGCUGCGAAGCACCUGGUGGCAAAGGAGGGGGGCUAGCGCUGCUCCAGGGAUCUCUGCACCAGUUCACCGGUAGCCUGGGCUUCGAGGGCUGUGGCUCUGGUGAGGGCGGAGGACUUUUCGUUCGCAAGGAUGUGCUGAUGGCCGGGGCCGUGAAUUUUAGCAACUGCAAAGCACAUCGACAAGGAGGGGGGCUAGCGCUGCUCCAGGGAUCUCUGCACCAGUUCAGCGGGAGCCUGGGCUUCGAGGGCUGCAGAUCUGGCGAGGGCGGCGGCGGAUGCAUGUACGUCAACCAUGGCGAGCUGCGUUUGGCCGGAAACCUGUCAAUGGCAGAUUGUAGUUCUUUGGGGUCGGGUGGCGGCCUUUUGAUGACAAGAGGAGGUGUGUGGCAGCGAGAGACCGGCACAUUGACGUUCGAUGGCUGUCAUGCUUUUGGUGGCAAUGGUGGUGGGAUGGCUACCUGCAGCAUUGUCUCCAAGGGGAUUCUGGGCUUUUCCAGCUGUAGCGCCUUUCAAGGUGGAGGAGGCCUAUACAUCAGCACGGGCAAUGGUUCCAUCCAGCAAGACACCGGCCGCUUAACUUUCCAGAACUGCACAGCCGGGAAACGUGGCGGCGGAUUCUACCUUGGAUCUGCGCGGCCUGGGAAGCUCGGGGACGUGUCCUUCCACCGCUGCACGACAGAUGGCAAUGCUGGCACCAUCUAUGCCGAAUCGGAUCUUUUGAAUGUCUCCAACCUCACAAUCUUCGAGCCCCACAGUGAAGACUUCGACUUUAUUUCAGAAGGCACACUUGUGCUCAACGACAUCCAUCUGCCUGGCAUGAACCAGACGUUCAGUGUUGGCAUAAAAGCCAGGAGCCUUGCUGCCGGGGUCGUGAACUGCACGCGCCUCAAGUCGUGCAGCCUGGCGGCGCCAAAGUACCUGCUCGCAGACCUCGCGUGUCCACCGGGAACUGGAGUCGAGGAAGGGAACGGACUCAAAAGCUGCACAGCUUGCAAAGAUGACUAUACCAACCUGGAGUCAGCAAGUGGUUCAAACUGCGUGCCUUGCCCGACACACACUGAGUUUUGCUACACGACAAAGUUCAAGAUGACAGCAGGGCACAUGGUCAAGCAAGCGAACAUCAGUUCGACCAUCUUCUGUCCCAACCCAGCCGCGUGUCCGGGUGGAGUCUCCACGGACUUCUCAAGGAUGUGCGCUGAAGGUUAUGAGGGCCGGGCAUGUGCAUACUGUAAAGCGGGCUACGCCAUCUCCGACACGAGUGUUCUGCAAUGUGAAUACUGUACCAGGGUUUGGUGGCGACUGCUGUUGCAAUGGGCGUUCAUGCUUGUAAAGCAUGUGGUCCCUUUCGCAGCAGCAUCUCAAAGCGCGCUGCAAGUCGAGGGCGCCGAGGAACCCAAGCGGAGCGGUGUGCUUCUCAACCAGCUGAUGUCCUUCGCCACGGUUGCUGGCACCCUAUUGACUGUAGCCGCCCAGAGCAGUGCGAUUCGGGAUGCCAAGCUGAAGGCAGCAAGCCUUACACAGGCUGUGAUCGAUGCAGCUGGCAUCGCAACAGACUUCGUUUCAGGGACAGGCUCCGGCGGCGUAGGGAGCUCGUCCGCUUGCUUGCUGUCCUUUGCGGGCCUCCACGGAAAGCUCUGGCCAGCCCACUUGCUCCACACUGCCAUCCCGGCUGCCAUGGUCCUCGUCCUUGUUGCGUUCCGCCCCAAAGCACAGCAUGGAGUUGUGCUGGUCGUAGGCCUCAACUGUUUCUGGCCUGUGAUCUUCAGCUACUUUGGCAAGUAUCUUUACUGCUUUCAGUUCAAACCUGAAAUCACUGGGCUGGAGAAGACCUACGACUGCCCCUUCGUAAAUGAGGAAUCCCACCGCCACGUCGUCCGCAUCCUGAUGGUCUCGGCCUUCCUGGCGGUGUCUUACGUUUGGAUCCGCCUUUCACUGUCCGAGGAGGAUGGGGCAAAGCCACCGCUCCACGUUAUCUUCCUGAGCCGGGCAUACCGGAAGAGUUGCCGGCUUUGGGAGUCCGAGCGUCUCAUGAGGAAGACGUUGCUCACGCUCGCAGUGUCCGCCCUGCCCAUCACUUCUUCGCCAUCUCUCCAGCUGGUCUGCAUCGCAACCAUUGUCAUGGGGUCUCUCUUUCUGCAUGCCGCGCUUCUGCCUUACAAGACGAUGAGCUUCAAUCUGACGGAAUGCACACUUUUGGCGACGGCGGCACUCAUGACAGCUAUCGUCACCGGCCUGACGGCUUACGACCACUAUUGGGGCCGCACAAUGCUCGUGGAGUAUCUCAUGAUUUUCUCCGUUGUGGGCAUGGCCACUUUGACCUGUGCUGCCAUGAUCUUCCUGAUCGUCAAG
Molecule: messenger RNA, 5727 nt
Organism: Symbiodinium sp. CCMP2456
Lineage: Eukaryota; Dinophyceae; Suessiales; Symbiodiniaceae
Source: the annotation of a GenBank genome assembly